Molecule: messenger RNA, 1054 nt
Organism: Aspergillus novofumigatus IBT 16806
Lineage: Eukaryota; Fungi; Ascomycota; Eurotiomycetes; Eurotiales; Aspergillaceae
Gene: rip1
Product: ubiquinol--cytochrome-c reductase catalytic subunit RIP1
Exons: 3
Coding region: 252-710 (152 amino acids)
Biological process (GO): mitochondrial electron transport, ubiquinol to cytochrome c
Cellular component (GO): membrane
Molecular function (GO): quinol-cytochrome-c reductase activity; 2 iron, 2 sulfur cluster binding
Source: RefSeq, a predicted model, not a curated record
CUAUCAGUCGACUCUGAAGAUCCCCAGUUUCAGCAAAUACGCUUCCAGCAAGCCUCCCCGUUCGAACCAGGUUUUCUCCUACUUCAUGGCCGGAGCCCUCGGUCUCGGAUCUGCUGUUGGUGCCAAGGCUACUGUUCAGGGUAGGUGAUAUCAGGCAGUUCACGACAAGAGAUGGAAUUGAACGAAGGGAUUGAAUGUCGCUUUGGAAUACAAUUGCGGGGAAUUCGGCAGUUUGGGUCGUUUGGUAUCACAUGGAGCAGGUUGCUGAUAUGCAAUUUUUACCAUCAGACUUCCUCGUGAACAUGUCCGCCUCUGCCGACGUCCUGGCUCAGGCCAAGGUUGAGAUCGGUCUCGCUUCGAUUCCCGAGGGCAAGAACGUCAUCAUUAAGUGGCGUGGAAAGCCCGUUUUCAUCCGUCAUCGUACCCAGGACGAAAUUCAGGAGGCUCAGCAGUAUGACUGGAAGACUCUCCGUGAUCCUCAGCCCGAUGAGGACCGUGUCCAGAAGCCCGAGUGGCUGGUCAUGCUUGGUGUCUGCACUCACCUUGGUUGUGUCCCCAUUGGUGAAUCCGGUGACUAUGGCGGCUGGUUCUGCCCCUGCCACGGUUCUCACUAUGAUAUCUCCGGCCGUGUCCGGAAGGGUCCUGCCCCUUUGAACCUCGAGGUUCCCCAGUACAGCUUCCCUGACGAGAGCACCCUUGUCAUUGGUUAAACAUCUCUUCUUUGUGAGUCAUCAAAUGUUCUAGAUCAAAGAGAGACGAAGAAGAGGGGAGUGUUUGUGCUUUAGACGGUUAGCUUUGUUGCGUCUGUCAAGACUGAAGAGACCGUGUUUUAAUAUGGACCCAAAAAUGAGCUCUUGUACCAUCUUUCAACAUGCGCUGUUCAGGCCCCUGUAUCACUCACUUGUCUGUGGAAUUCUUGUGUUUCAGUAUAGACUUUCCUCGUUCUGAGACCUUGCCUCACGCGCAUACGGGUCAAAAGCGAGUUGUCCGUUCCUCUUACUCGUGGCAGCUGAUAAAGCAGUUGGAAGUUGAGGUUGAUCUGCAGUGAGAGGUG